AUGGUGAACUUUUACACCAAACCCCUUCAUGAAAACUCCCCAUGGCUAAUGCUUCCGAGCCAGUACCAACCUGAAGAACAUCACAUUAUCACCAAACACUCCAGAUUCUUCCUCAACGUCUCCACCAACCAAGUCCACCGUUUCGAGCUACCCAAAAACGAUCAUGAAAAGACCGUAUGUGGAUUCUCGGCCGAUUGGCUCAUCUUGUUGGAUGGCCAAAACUCAUCACUCACUCUCCUCAACCCAUUCACCGGCCACCAAGUCAACAAUCUCCCACAGCUCCCUCCAAACGGCGCCGUCCACAAGGCCAUAUUGUCCUCAGACCCGUUAUGCAACCCUAGAGACUACAAAGUCCUGGCAAUCUUCGGAGAGAAGCGAAACCUAAUUUGUUACGAAGACGGUAACCAGGAGUGGACUGUUUUACAAGGUUAUGGGAACCAGUACGACGACGUUCUUGCAUCCACAGACAAGGAGUUGCUUGCAGUGAAUGAACUAGGGAGGCUUGUACUUUGUGAUCUUGAUUGUAGGUUUUCACUGGAAUAUAAUGAGCGUGCAUUACCUUCAUUCUUUAACGGGAACAAGGUUUAUUUAGUGAGCCUAGAAGGACUGGAAUUUAUACUGUUAAGCUUUUCGGGGACAAGCUAUGUUUUUGGGCAUCAAAGCUAUGACGAUAACCUUAGAAGGUUUGAGGUUUACUAUUAUGUUGAAAAGAAGUGGCACUACAUCACAGAUUUGGGUGAGAGGACGAUUUUCUUGGGACAUAACCACUCGGUAGCUGUUUGUGAUGCGCCAGGUUAUAGACGUAAUUGCAUCUACUUCACCGGUGAUGAGGAAGGUGAAAUUGAUAACUCGGGAGUGUUUAGUUUGAAAGAUGGGGAAGCUGAAAGGCUGCAAUGGUUUAUGCCUGGUACUACUGCUGCAAGGAAACUUGUAAUAUACAAUAAGUAA
Rosa rugosa (rugosa rose) is the source of this 948-nucleotide messenger RNA. RefSeq lists its product as uncharacterized. NCBI's taxonomy places the organism in Eukaryota, Viridiplantae, Streptophyta, Magnoliopsida, Rosales, Rosaceae. The coding region runs from base 1 to 948 and encodes 315 amino acids. The transcript has a single exon. The record is from RefSeq and is a predicted model, not a curated record.